Molecule: messenger RNA, 5874 nt
Organism: Malaclemys terrapin pileata
Lineage: Eukaryota; Metazoa; Chordata; Testudines; Emydidae
Gene: HYAL1
Product: hyaluronidase 1
Exons: 3
Coding region: 1048-2364 (438 amino acids)
Biological process (GO): carbohydrate metabolic process; hyaluronan catabolic process
Molecular function (GO): hyalurononglucosaminidase activity
Source: RefSeq, a predicted model, not a curated record
GCAUAUGGGCAUGAUCCACAUCCAACCCCAGGAUAUGAUUUGCCUUCCCAGCCCAUGCUAGCUAGCCCCCAGUGCUGCAAGCUUCCUCGGAGCAGUACCCUACCCAUGCCAGCUGGCCCCCAGUGCUGUGAGCUUCCUCAGAGCAGUGCCCUAUCCACGCCAGCUGGCUCCCAGUGCUAUGAGCUUCCUCAGAGCAGUACCCUGCCCAUGCCAGCUAAUCCCCAGUGCUGUGCACUUCCUUGGAGCAGUGCCUGCCCAUGCCAGCUAAUCCCUAGCGCUGAGAUCUUCCUUGGAGCUGUGGCUUUGUUGCCAUGGCUUGGAUUCUGGCCUUGCAGUUUAGCACUGCAGCUCUAACCCAUGUUCCGCUGACCCCACGCUAUCUCUUUGACCCGUUCUCCCUGCUCCUUCUUUCCCCCCGCAGGUAAAUCUUUAACCGGGGCACAGAGCAGCUAACCCAGGGCUCUUCCACCCCAUCUGCAAACACUGCUUCCCCUUUGGAGCAGCGGCCCUGGAUCAUGGCCCAGCAGUCCCUUCACAUGGGGAAAACACACCCCACCCCCUCUGAGGACAGGAGCGCAAGGAAAAGAGGGAGGGGCCAUGCCGGGUCCAGUUCGGUAUCUCCUAGGGGAAGAGAUGGGGGCGGGGAAUAGAACCCACUGACACGUCAGCCAAGGUCAUGGGGAGGGCAAAGCUCUGGAGCAGGUGCCAGGCCUCCCACCGCAAAUCCUUGCGAAAGCCAGCGGUUUGAUCCCAGCCCUCGCUCCUCUGCGGGGAGAGUCUGGGAGUUAUUAGGAGGGAUGAGGUUGGGACAAACCAGUAGGAAUUAGCUUUGGAAAGUUGACAGCACUCGGCUCCCCUGGGGGGCAGCAGGAAUCCACCCCACCCCCCAUCUCUCCCAGCUUCCCCAUCCCUGGGGGGCUGAGUGGGGAAACUGGGCAGCCAGAGCAUCCACUGAGAUUUUGCUCUCCCGAUUCGAGGAGCCGGGCCCCCAGGAGCUCUCCCGAGGCCUCAAGGACUAGACGCCAGCCAUUGGCACGCAGGCUCAACAUGGCCACUGUGUUCUUACUGCCCUGGGCAUGCUUGCUGAGCCUGGCCCUGGUGGCUCGAAGCGCGGCAGACGGGGGCCCAGUUCUCUGGGACCGCCCCUUUGUCACAGUGUGGAACGCCCCGAGCCAGGAGUGCAGCACGAAAUAUCAUGUGCCCCUUGACCUGGGGGUCUUUGACAUGGUGCUGAACCGCAACGAGUCCUUCCUGGGCCAGGAGAUCGCCCUCUUUUACAGCAACACACUGGGCCUCUAUCCACACUACACCCCGGAGGGGAUGGUGGCCCACGGGGGUGUCCCCCAGAAUGGCAGCCUCCAGGCCCACCUCGGCAAGGCGCGGCACGACAUCCAGGCCACCAUCUCGGAGCCAGGCUUCCGGGGCCUGGCGGUGAUCGACUGGGAGAGCUGGCGCCCCGUGUGGGCUCGGAACUGGGAUGCCAUGGAGCUCUAUAAGGAGAAGUCCCAAGAGCUGGUCCAGGAGCGGCACCCCGACUGGCCCCCAGACAGGGUGGCCGAGGAAGCUCAGAAGGAAUUUGAGCAAAGUGCUCGGGCCUUCAUGGAGCAGACCCUGGUGCUUGGCAAGAGCCUGAGGCCUGAGGGCUUCUGGGGUUUCUAUGGCUUCCCCAGCUGCUAUAACUAUGAUUUCAAAGCGGCCAACUACACAGGGGAAUGUCCCGCCGUGGAGCAGCGGCGGAACGAGCAGCUCUGGUGGCUCUGGAACCAAAGCCGGGCGCUCUACCCCAGCAUCUACCUGCCCAAGGAGCUCCGGGUGACAGACCAGGUUGGCAAGUUCGUUCGGCACCGUGUGGCCGAGGCGUUCCGGGUGCAGGGGCAGACGGGGACUGGCAGCCUCUCAGUCCUACCUUACGCCCGUAUCCAGUACGACUUCACAGAGGACUUCCUCUCGCAGGAGGACUUGGUCCACACCAUUGGGGAAAGUGCUUCUCAAGGUGCCUCAGGGGUUGUGCUGUGGGGCAACGAGGAUUACACUCACUCACGGGAGUCCUGCCUGGCACUGAAGAAGUACGUGGACAGGAGCCUGGGCCACUACAUCGUGAACGUGACCAGCAGCGCCACACUGUGCAGUCGCACGGUGUGCUCCAGCCACGGGCGCUGUGUGCGGCGGGCCGGCCAUCCCGGCGCGUUCCUGCACCUCAGCCCCUCCAGCUUCACUGUCCGGAGGCACCGCAGCUGGCCCCACCACCACCUGCAGGGACAACUGGCAAAGCAGGAGCAAGCCAAGCUGGUGGAAGAAUUCAGCUGCCAGUGCUACACUGGCUGGGCAGGGACCCGGUGUGAACAUGAGGGCAACCCAGAGUGACAUCCCUAUAUGCACCCCACAUGGCCCCAUACACCCCACCCCUGACAUACCCACACCCCACAUAUACUCCCCACAUGGCCCCAUGCACCCUACAUUCCCCCAUAUACCCCACCCCUGACACACCUACAGGCCACAUAUACACCCCUACAUGGCCCCAUACACCCCACAUAUACAUCUCCCACAUGGCCCCAUGCAUCCCACAUGGCUCCAUACACCCCACCCCGACACACCCACACCCCACAUAUACACCUCCACGUGGGCCCAUGCACCUUAUGUAACCCCAUACAUCCAACCCCUGAAACAACCCCCACGUGGCCCCAUUGCAUCCACAUGGCCCCCUCACCUUGAAACACGCCCGAACACCAAUAUGGACACAGUCUGGGAUGCAGUUCAUUCCUUUCUGUCAUGUACCCCUCACAUAGUGUAACUCUGUACUUUGUAACAGGAAACAUGCAUGAUAUGCGGAACCCCAUCAUAAACUGACAUGUAAGUGUCAGAUCCAUCCCUAUGCUAAAACCACCUCACCGGGAGGUGCAUACCACGUAUAGCGAUCUCUGUCAUGUCAACAACAGAAAGAGAUUCAUACCUCAUAGCCCGAAAUGUGCGCUGUAACUAGCAGCAUGCAAGGGCUACUGCGGUGUAAGCCUCCUACAUUGAACCAUUCAGCGUGGGGCUGUUAAAUAACCCCCCCACACAUGGGCCCGUGCACCCUAUGUAGCUGUUACCGAAAUAUUGGGUCCACUUAGCUGAGAGCCAAUAACAGCCAGACAGGGAUAAGGAAGAGUUGCUUUAUUCUGCAGAAGAAAGGAGAGCUUUGCACCUUAGUACAAAAACUCUGUCUUACACACAUUUUACAGAUUCUUUAUACACAUUUAGACAAAGGUUCUUGCAGUGUUAACACUUGAUUGGUGGUUGUUAGACCCGUGCUUUUGCUAUCUGGUCAGUGAAAACCGGCUUGGGACCAGCUCCAACUACCUUAAGGCCUUGAAGGGAAGACAGUUGAAAAGUUUAGGCUACUGUGUAUUUGAAGUGUCUGCUUUCCCCUAAUGGCCACUGGUUGACAUAAAGGUUGCUCUGUUAAGGGGGGGUCACUAGUAACUUUUUCAGUCCCCCCUUCGGGCCUGACAAACCCAAAAAUUGUCAGGCCCGUUACGCAAUUUGCGAUUAAGCUGGAGGGACAGAUACUGGGUUUUUUUAUGGACAGCAGAGCUUUUGAUCAUAGCAUUACACAGGCAUUUGGCACAUUGUAUUAUUGUUUAAAUAACACAUAGAAAGAAAAGAAUUUAUUUAACAAUUGUUUGAAAGAGCCCCAUAAACCAUGACCCAAGGUUUGGAAGGAGGUCCUCAAAACUAAAGGUGUGAUUAAGAGAUACAGCAUGGAACAGCAGCAUUCUGUUUAUACAUAGGUUAUUUUGAUAUUUUGUUUUGCUUACUAAUGUAGACUCUUAGUCUACAUUCCAUAUUAUCUACACAAGGUCACAACAACUUUUUACACAGUUUUUUUUCACUUGCCUCACACAUUUUUUGCUUUUACAAAUUUUGCAUUAUUAGGGUUACAGUUAGCCUAACUCUUACUAACGAACUGUUAUGCAUUGCAUCCCCUUCCUGUUAGUUUUUUUUUUGCUUUUAAAACCCCCCCUUUUGUAUACUAGUACAACUAACAUUUUCAAAUUUUUAUUUGCAUUAAGUUUUGGAAUUUAGAUUUUACUUUAGAUGCUUUAACCUAAAGGGUUUUGAUUGGAUGUAAUGACAAUGCAUGAUGAGCAUGGACAUGAAAGGUAUUACUAUUAUUACAUUUUUUACAAUAAUAACAUAAUUUUAAGCUAACUAAUAACAAUACAAGCAAUAACAUUUUCAUAGCAAUACUAUAAUGGGGUUGUUGUACAGCCUUAGUUAUAAAGCACAAUACAUUAUACUUAGUACAUAAAAUAGAUACUUUAUAAACGGUAUGAAAGGCAUACUUUUUAACUUGAUAUAUAUUUUGAAGCAUGUGAAUUUGCCCUUGUACUUCAGAGAUUUUUUGAAUCUCUGGUAACAGUGAAAACAAAUUCUGAAAUUUAUUAAAUACUAAACUAGUUUAAUUAAAGGGUAUUUGGAACUUAAGGGCUACUUGAAAAACUUUAUUUGCAGGCCACUGGUUAACAUAAAGGCUGCUCUGUUAAAGGGGGGUCACUAGUAACUUUCACAUAGCCAAUACACCCCACCCCUGGAACACACCAUACAUAUACACAGCACCAUGCAAAGUGCAAUUCACAAAGACGCACAGCACCUGGCUGAAGUGAUCAUUCCAAAAUAAAAAGAAAUCACAAGCUAGAGCCAUGCAAAGAAUUCACAUGCCAACCUCAAGAGCCGAUUCACACAUGCAGAGCACCCGGCACUGCCACCCAAUCAAAUGGCUUUUUGUUUGCACAAGUGUAAGCAUGUGAUGGCCUCCAUCUUGGCUGAUACCCAGGGGAUUGAACAGGAGACCUCCAGAGUUAACCACAUGAACGACUGCAAGCUUGAGCUGAAGAGUCAAGGCGUCUUAGCAGGGCCUAUACAAGGCUCUCAGCCUGUGUGGAUCAGACCUAUAAUAUCCCCACCCACUGGUGGAUCACAAACGUGCUGGCAUUUUUCAGUUGAUGGUGCACCAUCUGGUAUUUAGGAGUGACAGAGGCGAGGGGGACUGGCUGAAUGGAUUUUGGAAGGAAAUUCCGAGCUGAAGGUGUAGCAGGGAGAGAGCAGGGAGCUACAUGAGAGUGUUGGAAGGGGACACGGUGGGGACACUAAGUUGGGAGGAGAGGUAGUUACGCUUGUGGGUAGGUGUGAUGUUACUGACAUGAACUGUGACUGUACAGAUCGUUGUUGCAACCAAGGUCCUAUAGUUGCACCAAAUCUUGUACAAAGGAGGUCAAGAAGGUGUCUAUGAAAAGGUGGUAAUUUGUUGGUUAUGAUUAUGUUGUCUGUAUGUGUGUAUCUUUUUUGUAUUUGAAGUUAUGAAUAUUGGCUAUGUACUUGUAUCUCAAUGUGUUUGAUUCUAAGUAGCACCAGUGAAGCAUUUGGCCAGCUUAUUGUGAAGAGACUCUUCAGAUUAAGUGCCCAAUCAAGAAACAUGUGAGCAAUGGCUGCUCUACCUGUAAAAAACUGAGUCAUGCAUGGACAUGUGACUUGCCCAUGUGACUGCAAACUCCACCAUGCUGCUGUGAUUUUCCACAGUAAGAACAAAGGGGUUUCCUGCCACAUGGCAGAGGAUAUAAAAGGCCCUGGAAACCCCUCCAUUUUGUCUUCAGUCCUGCUUCUUACCUCUGGAGGAACUUUGCUACAAACUCAAACUCUGAAGAAGGGACUCAAUGACCCAUCCCAGCUGUGGAUGUACUUCAGAGACUUGAUUUGAGCCUGCAGUUUAUUCCAUCGCUGCUACAAGCCUGAACCAAGAACUUUGCCAUUACUGUAUGUAAUUGAUUACUUUGACCAAUUUUAGCUCUCAUCUAUAUUUCUUUCUUUUUAUGAAUAAACCUUUAGAUUUUAGAU